UGGAAAGGCAAAGAUUAGAACUCUGAGACACAAGAUUCUGCUCGCUUUGGAAUCUCAGACCAGACAGGUUCUGGAGGGUUUCCUUAGUGGUGCGGUGGCCUCGAAGCCAAGGGAGCCCCUAGGGGUUCGACCUCUUGCCUCCCAUGGGUACCCAAGCUGAGUCCCAAGCUAGCACACCUCCCGCAGAUCACCCGAGCGGAAGUGGCGGCGCGUCCGUCGGUCCGUCUUUCCGGCCUGCCGUCCGCCAACUUCCGGCGGCGGGUGGGCGCGCGCCAGGUAACGACCUUCUGCGCCGAGGCUCGGCCGUCGGCGGCGUGUGGAUGAAGGCCUUGGCCCCGGGCCGGGCUCCGCGGGGCCGGCGGCGGGCCGGGGCCUCGGGCUCCGUGCUCUCGGCGCUGUCGCUGGCCGCCGUCCUGCUCUCCGCCUUGUUGCGGGCGCCCCCUGCAGUUGGACAUUUGGCUCGAGUGCCAAGAAGUUUUCGCUUGACUCAAGAUACACUGAAAAUAGUGGGAUCAACACAUUUUCCUGUGAGCGUAUAUGUUAUGCUUCAUCAAAAGAGUCCACAUGUGCUAUGUGUAACUCAGCGACUGAGAAAUACUGAGCUGGUAGACCCAUCAUUCCAAUGGCAUGGGCCAAAAGGAAAACUUGUUUCAGAAAAUACCACUGCACAAGUGACAUCCACAGGAAGCCUCAUAUUUCAGAGCUUUGAAGAGACUAUGAGUGGGGUUUAUACAUGUUUCCUCGAAUAUAAACCAACUGUGGAGGAGCCUAUUAAAAACCUUCAACUGAAAUAUAUUGUUUAUGCUUAUCGUGAACCUCGUUUUUAUUACCAGUUCACUGCCCGAUACCAUGCAGCUCCCUGCAAUAGUAUCUAUAACAUUUCUUUUGAGAAGAAACUUCUUCAGAUUUUAAGUAAACUGGUUCUUGACCUUUCCUGUGAAAUUUCCUUGAUUAAGUCUGAAUGCCAUCGUGUUAAAAUGCAAAGAGCUGGUUUGCAAAAUGAAUUAUUCUUCACAUUUUCAGUUGCAUCUAUAGACACUGACAAAGGAUCCAAGCCAUGUACAGACCAUAGUUGUGAAGCUUCCAAAAGAUUAUCUAAGGCUAAAAAUCUCAUAGAGAGAUUCUUCAUUCAGCAAGUAGAAGUCCUAGGCAAGCGUGCCGAGCCGCUGCCUGAGAUAUACUACAUUGAGGGAACCCUUCAGAUGGUGUGGGUGAACCGCUGCUUUCCAGGGUAUGGCAUAAACGUCCUGAAGCAUCCAAAGUGCCCUGAGUGCUGUGUGGUCUGCAGUCCUGGAUCCUUCAAUCCCCGGGAUGGAACUCACUGCCUUCAAUGCAACAACAGUGUGGUGUAUGGAGCGAAGACAUGCAUGUAGGCCAGAGCCUUGUGGGACCAAGUAGCUCAUCCAACAUAAAAGAAUAUUUUUGAAGUACUAAAGUAUAAUAAUUCACUAUUAUGGCAAAAUUAAAUAAUCAGAAUUUACAAAGAUAUGGUGUCCUCAUUCAAUCCAGUACUAUAUCCAUCAUCUUUCUUGGUCAAUGCUAAUGGUUAGCACAUCUGAUACCAGAUAACUCCUUUGUCACUGCAUUUUAAAGAUUGUUUCAAAUGUUCUGUAUUGGGUGAUGUUAAAAGAUUUUUCAGGAAUUAAAAAAAUACCCAAUUUAUUUCUACUAUAUGUCACCCAUAUUCAGGCCAUCAUAUUUUAUAAGAGCUUUAACUUAAUUAUAAAAUUGUAGCUAUUUGAACUUGGCCUUUGACAGCUCAAAGCCAGUUUCAAAAUAUAUGUCCUGGGUCUCAUUAUUGCACUUGUUAGUGGAAGACCUCAUCUUAGAGAAACUGUGGCUUUUAAUAUAGUUCUGUGUGUUUGGCUUAAAUGAUCAGUUGACAGACUCUUAAGCCAGACAUAGUUGCAUAGGCCUGUACUCUUAAUACUUUGAAGGUAGAGGCAGGAGGAUCAGGAGUUCAAAGUCCAAGGACAGGUUGGACUAUGUGAGAUCCUGGCUCAAAAAAUCUUACAUUACCUUCUUGAUGUUUGAGAAUGGAGCUACCAUUGAAUCUUCUCAGUAGGCUGAAGCGACAAAGAAUUAACAAGAAUCAUAAUUUCCAGUCAUUGCAUCUUAAAAAUGCAUGCUGUGUGCCAGAAGUAACUGCUGCUACCACUAAUACUAUCUUCUUUUACAUUGGGAUGCCACAUUGGAAUAUGAAGAUUUGCAUAAAUGUAAUGAUUUAAAUAGAGGAAAAUCUACCAAUAACUUUGGAGUCACUUAGUGAUCAUCUGGUUCACAUUUCCUUUAUCAUCUCUGUGAGACAUUGCCUGCUUUGCUUUUAUAUUUCUUAUCUUAAAACAUCAGAGGCUCCAAGGAUGGAAAACCCAAACAGUUGGAUCUUGAUGAGAUGCUUUAAGUGGCAACAUUAUUAAGUGGCAGGUUGACUUACAAAAAGAUAUACUUGUUGGCUUGUAGAGACAAAGCUAGUUAGAAAGUAUCUUUAUCUUCCUGUGGACAAGUACAGCCUCAGAAUUCUCACACAGAAGGAGGCAAUUGGCCUGUGGUUGUUUUUGGUUAGCCCCGGUGUUAAUUGCUUUUUUCCUCUGAGCUUUCAUCAUUAGCAUCAAGAUAUUGCUGCUUUAUAGCUCAUAGACAUUUGCAGAUGUCUUCUUUCCUCUGGCAGGUAAUACAAUGAGUUUUACACCAUUUGUGUAAAACAUGAUUUUUCUCUAAAUAGCUAGCACAUACAUCCUAUAACUUUUAGGACCCAAGUCUUCUCAUCUAAAAGUUUCUGAAGCUUUCCCAAUUUCUUAAGUAUAUAUUGGGAUUGAUUCAAUAUAUUCUUCAAAUCAUCAGCCUAGGAGAGAAGAGGUAGAUCUGCAAUGGUGGUGGUAAGUCUGGAGAGCAGGGUCUUCUUGCAGACAUAGACGGUCUGUAGGAGUAGACAUAUAAUAGAAGUGUGUCUUUAGAUGUAGACUUCUAGAGUUAAGUUCCCAGUUUAUACAGGCAGGCUGUCCAAAAAUACCUUACAAACGUUAGAGGUCAGAACAAGGUAAAAUUAAGAGGUGAGGUCUAGCAAGCUAUAGAAAGAGAAACAGAAGACAGAUAUCAAUGAUUCUCUUUUCCUGUUUCAUAUAGUGAAAUGAUCCAUUUGAUUCUGUAGCAUUGCAGUUGUUUUAGUCAAUCGUGUGUUUGUGUUCAACAUUCAGCUAUACUAGCAUAUUCCUAGUCCUAGCCCUUUCCAUACGCUAUAGUUAGGUUCUUAUACGAAUUAAAGGUCUAUGAAUGACAAUAUGUCAGUAACUAAGAGAAAAGUUACUUCUGUUUUAGUGCCAGAUAAGUUGGACAGUGUUGACUAGUGUUUAAAAUGAUGUCGGCAAGUGCCAAAAGCCGUGAGCUGUAUCUAAAGGGUUAUUGUCAUAUAGCAGUUUCGGGGAGUCCAGCUUACAUUAAAAUAACUUAUUCCUGUAUAAUACCUUUUCAACUAUAUGUUCAGAUAUUUACCAACACAUAAAGAUACUUUUACCAGAAUUUAAGGGGAACAUUAUUAUUUCCAUUCUGUGUUAAUUAUAUUUACAUUAAAUAUGUAAUACAUGUUCAGUUGGUAGUAUGGAAAUAAAGAUCUUUAAGUUUGGUUCAGUAAUCUCAUUUCCUAAUGUUUCUAAAAAGUAAGUUAGAUAGGUGAAAUGAUACCAAGUGCCACAGGAUAUGUAGUAAUAAGCAAAUUUAGCACAAGUGUCCUAAAGAGAGGGUGAAUAAACUAUUCUACUUCCAUAUGGCAGAUUGUUCCCAAGCUAAUAAAUUGACUGUCACAUUUUCAAAUUUAAUGAAUUAAUUCAGAAAACUAUACACUUAACUGUAUUUGUUUGCAUUGUUAUUGUUUGUAUUUUGAGUUUUAAAACAAAUGCACUGAAAUGUUUAUCUCAUGUUUGUCUCAUGUAAUAGGAUCAUGCAUGAGGUUUUUGAUGCCUCUGUUUACCAAAAUUUUUUUAAUUAUAUGAAUUACUUUCAAAAUGUUAGAAGCAAUAAAGUUACUUUGAAACUGC
Messenger RNA from Arvicanthis niloticus (Nile rat), 4031 nucleotides. RefSeq names its product zona pellucida binding protein (gene Zpbp). The record is from RefSeq and is a predicted model, not a curated record. Gene Ontology annotation, biological process: binding of sperm to zona pellucida; acrosome assembly. Gene Ontology annotation, cellular component: acrosomal vesicle; extracellular region; zona pellucida receptor complex. NCBI's taxonomy places the organism in Eukaryota, Metazoa, Chordata, Mammalia, Rodentia, Muridae.